Dimorphilus gyrociliatus is the source of this 1275-nucleotide messenger RNA. NCBI's taxonomy places the organism in Eukaryota, Metazoa, Annelida, Polychaeta, Dinophilidae. The record is from the annotation of a GenBank genome assembly.
ACUUUUAUUUUUAGCCUUAUGGGAUUCUCGUAUGUUCUCGCAAAUCACAUAUGAUAGAACACGUAUAUUAAAUCUGAAGGAAUAGAUCAACUUUCUGUCUCCCAUAAAAAGCGAUCGAUUCAACCUAAUGAGUAGUUCUGAUUCUACGUUUGAGGGGUCGGACAAAAAAGAGUCCGACAACUCGUCAGCCUCUAAUUAUGAGUGCAAUAUUUGUUUCGAUGUAGCUAGAGAUGCCGUUGUAAGUAUGUGUGGACAUCUAUUCUGCUGGCCAUGUAUUCACCGCUGGAUGACAGCUCGAUCUGGACGAAUGACCUGUCCUGUAUGUAAAGCUGAUAUCAAUGAAGAUAAAUUUAUUCCUCUAUAUGGCCGAAAUACAACCGAUCAACAAGAUCCAAGAAAAAAAGUACCCCCAAGACCUCAAGGACAACGACAGGAAUCGGAAAAUACAAAUGGUGGCGGCUUCAACUUGGGAGAAAAUUUCUCCAUGUCUUUCGGAAUAGGUGCCUUCCCCUUUGGCGUUUUUUCAACGUUCAACGUACCCGAUAGACAAGGACACUAUGGUCAUGGACAUACUCAUGGUCCAGCUCCAAAUCAAGAUGAGCAAUUUCUCUCCAAAGUGUUUUUAUACGUUGCAGUUUUUUUCAUCUUUUGGCUCAUAUUGGCUUGAAAAUUUGAUGAACUUUACCGUCUAGUCCUUACAAAAACAAAAAAACUAUAAACGAUUUAUUAUAAAGGCUUGCACAGACUAUUACUACCAUUACUAUUAUCAUUAUGAUUAUUAUCAUGACUAUUAUUACCAAGUAUUAUACACUUAAUUGUUUCUUAUAAUGAAUGUUUUUGUUAUAAAACUUCUAUAAUUUCAUAUGAAAAGAAUGAGAUUCAUAUAAAUGAUCAUUGUUUUAGUAAAUUUAUAUUUAAAAAAAGAUCAUAAGAAUGUAACUUUGAAGAACUUAGAAACAAACAUGGAAUAAAUAAACAAAGAGAUGGUACAUCUUUACAUAUCAAAUCGAAAUUGUUACAAAAUUUUUGACAUUCACGUGAUGGAUUGAUCAAUUGAUGAUAAUUAUUCAUGUAUGUAAUAGUCCCUUCAUCCCUAAUGGGAGUGAAAUGUAUACAUUCUAAUGAAAAAAAGAUUUAGCUGCCUUAUUAAAAGCUCUUUUAUGACCGCUUCUAUUAAAGAUAACUUUUAGAAUUGUACUAAUGUUAUACAGCCAGUGUAUAUGAUUAAAGCAAUUUAAUAUCGCUUGUUUUGAAUAUAUUUAAAUAUUUAAUAUU